Molecule: messenger RNA, 2765 nt
Organism: Spinacia oleracea (spinach)
Lineage: Eukaryota; Viridiplantae; Streptophyta; Magnoliopsida; Caryophyllales; Amaranthaceae
Product: DEK domain-containing chromatin-associated protein 4
Exons: 12
Coding region: 258-2435 (725 amino acids)
Biological process (GO): chromatin organization; regulation of double-strand break repair
Cellular component (GO): nucleus
Molecular function (GO): DNA binding; histone binding
Source: RefSeq, a predicted model, not a curated record
AAAAAAGAAAAGAAUUGCCCCUUCCCUCUUCUUUUUUCUCACGUAAGAGGAGAGAGAAACAGAGUCUUCACAAAAAGAGGAGAGAGAAAGUGAGAGAGUGUGUGACUGAGCGACUCGUUGAACUAGCUCGCUUCGAAGCUUCGAAUCGCUACUCUUUUCCUCGAAUUUCACUGAUUUGGAAAGUUGUUGAGGGUGAAGUUAGUCAGAUUUCUGCUGAAAGAAAGAAGCUUUAGUUUGAGUGGCAGCGGGAUUUGAUAAUGGGCGAGGAGGAUGCGAAGGCGGAAGUUGUGGAGCCAGUGACAAACGGGGCCAAGUCUCAGGAGAAGGAGGUUAAAACCGUGGUGGAGAAAGAAGAGAACGGAGUGACAGAAAUGGAAGAGGAUAAGAAAGAUGAGAUUGACGGCAAAGCGGAGUUAAAAGCAGAUGCCGAGGGGAAGGGUGAAGAGAAGGUGGAUGGAGGCAGAGAGCCUAAAGAAGAGGAAGAGACCAAAGUAAAGGAAGCCACAGAGCCUAAGGAAGAGGAAGAGACCAAAGUAGAGGAAAGCACAGAGCCUAAAGAAGAGGAAGAGACCAAAGUAGAGGAAGGCACAGAGCCUAAGGAAGUGGAGGAAACUGAAGUAGAAGAAGGUAAAGAAAAGCCUGAAGCUGAGGCAAUGGAAGAAGAAAAGAGCUCUAAUGAAAAUGGGAAAGACGAUAAAAUGGCUGAGAAAACUGAAGUUGCAAAAGAGAAAACUGAGGGUUCAGAAGAGAAAAUGGAUGAAGAGAUGGUGACUCAAGAUGAAAAGGUAGAGGGUAAGGAAGAGGCAAUGGAGAGUGGGGAGGGAAAUGAAGAUGGAGAACAUGAAAAAGAAGAGGCAAAGGAUAGCGAAAAGGAAAAAGAAGAAGAGGAGGUGAAGGGAACAGAAGAUGAGGAGGUGAAGGGAACAGAAGAUGAGGAGGUAAAGGGAACAGAAGACGAGGAAGUAAAGGAAAAAGAAGAGGAAAUGGGGAGCAAGGAGGAGAAAUCCUCAAAGAAGCGUAGUAGGGGGAAGAGUGCUGAGGAAAAGGGUGCAGAUAAGAAAAAUAAAGUUGUCCAGAAGGAGCUUGAGCCUAGAACUCCAACUAUUGAUCGCCCCGUACGUGAACGAAAAUCUGUAGAAAGGUUGGUUGCGACAAUUGAGAAAGAUACCUCUAGGGAUUUUCACAUUGAGAAGGGUCGCGGCACCCCACUGAAAGAAAUUCCAAAUGUUGCAUAUAAGCUGUCAAAGAAAAAGACCGAGGACACCUUUAAGAUGCUACACAUGAUUCUGUAUGGAAGAAGAGGGAAGGCAACUCAAAUUAAACAUAAUAUAUCGCGGUUCUCAGGUUUCGUCUGGCAUGAUAAUGAGGAGAAGCAAAGGAUGAAAGUCAAGGAGAAAUUUGACAAAUACGUCAAAGAGAAAUUGCUGGAAUUCUGUGAUGUGCUUGACAUACCGGUUACUAAAGCCACCAUUAAAAAGGAAGACAUUGUUGUUAAGCUGCUUGAUUUUUUGGUUGCUCCUUAUGCUACUACUACAGAUUUACUUGCGGAGAAAGACCAGGGCAGGAAGCGCAAAAGGUCUGCCACAACAGGUGGAGCUAAAUCAACAUCACCUAAGGACUCUACCAAGAGUCGAAAGAAGGCAGGCGAUGCUUCUAAUAAAGAAGAAAAAAGGACUAGUCCAGAGACUGAUGACGAGUCUGCGGAUGAGGAAGGAAAGAAGGAGAACGGAAUUGCAGAAAGAUCUGAGGAUGAGAAAUCUGAACAGUCUGAUAGUGAAGAUAAAAGGGACAUGUCUGAAGAUGAUUCUGAAGAAGAUACACCAAAGGAGAAGGCAAGUUCAGGAAAAGAAAAACAAGAAACCAAGAAAAAGACUUCAAAUGUAGAAUCUUCAGGAAAAGCUUCUAGCAAAAUAGUUAUCACUCCUAGGAAAGCCAGGUCAGUUCCUAAAGGUUCAAGAAAACCAUCAUCAAACAGUUCCAAGGUUGUUGAGAGCAAAGACACAAGUCCGAAGGUAUUCUCGAGGAAGAAAAAGAAGGAGGAGCCAAAGGAAGAGCCGAAGAAAGAGUCAAAAAAGGAGAAGUCUCCAGCUUCGAAGAAAUCUGCUACAAAAGAAAAACCUGGUAAAAAGGCCGUGAAAGGGAAGGAGAAAUCCAAAGAAGACAAGUCGAAGCCAAGUGAUGAUGAACUAAGGAACGCAAUAUGUGACAUUCUAAAACAAGUUGAUUUUAACACGGCAACCUUCACUGAUAUUCUGAGGCAACUCGCCAAGCAAUUCAGUACUGAUCUCGCAUCCAGAAAGUCAUUGAUCAAGCUUAUGAUACAGGACGAGCUUACCAAACUAGCAGAUGAAGCUGAUGACGAAGAUGAUGAGGGAGAUGAAGAGGAUGCUGAAAAAAAUGAAGCCGAGCCUGCUGCCAAAGAGGUGAAGACCUGAUUGAUACAACACAACACAACACAACAGCAGAACAAAGUGGGUAAAAUGCGCCUGUCCAUACCUUUCGAUUCUGCCCUGUUGUCAAAGAGAAAUAGAUAGUAUUAACUUUGUUUUAGUAAACGGCCCUUCUUGUUUUAGUCUGUAAAAGUAGCCUGUAAUCUAUCGAUAGUUGUUUAUAAUAUUCUGGCAAACAAACUAGUCUUUUGCUAGAGAUAGUCCUAGAAAAAGUUGAUGCCCAUGCUGCAGGAUGCAGGUUGUAAUAUACACAUUCAUGAACUUGUUAGGUCUUUUAUUUUUGAGCUUUCUAAUUUACACUGACUUCUGUUAUCA